Messenger RNA from Polyodon spathula (Mississippi paddlefish), 2183 nucleotides. Its product is annotated as seizure 6-like protein 2. The record is from RefSeq and is a predicted model, not a curated record. Bases 627 to 2168 code for a protein of 513 amino acids. Gene Ontology annotation, biological process: complement activation. The transcript is spliced from 5 exons. Lineage: Eukaryota; Metazoa; Chordata; Actinopteri; Acipenseriformes; Polyodontidae. Gene Ontology annotation, cellular component: extracellular region. Gene Ontology annotation, molecular function: serine-type endopeptidase activity.
CAAGCCCUUUUCUUUAACCACUGGACCACCAAACCUAUAUAAAACUACAGGAUCAACUGCAGAAGCCUAUGUGCCGAUUUAUGGAACUAUAUUAUAUAUGUGCAUUAGGUGGGGAACAGAAUCAAAGGGAGAAAAACUAAAACCACACAUCCGAACCAGUCAGAAAGAUUGCAAAGUCAAAGGGAGAAAACUAAAACCACACAUCCGAACCAGUCAGAAAGAUUGCAAAGUCAAAUGGAGAAAACUAAAACCACAAAUCCGAACCAGUCAGAAAGAUUGCAAAGUCAAAUGGAGAAAACUAAAACCACAAAUCCGAACCAGUCAGAAAGAUUGCAAAGUCAAAGGGAGACAACUAAAAUCGCAAAGCAAAAAGGGGCUCAUUUAAAUGCUGUAGAAAUGUUUUCUGAAUUAGUAUUAUUUAAGAGCCACAGAAAAUGACCGUAGGUUGAGUAAAUGAAAGGGGAACUGUUUGCUAGGAGUUAAUUAUUAUCAGGGUUUAUUUUUCAGUAAGUAUGCAGAAUUGCAAAACACAGGGCUGCUGGGAAAUGGCCUUUCAGGGGGCUUUUAUUGGGAUUGUGUAAAAGAGAUGCAGAGAAACACGUAUUCAAGCCUCUGAUGUGAGAGAGAUGACAUAUCCAGGUGUACUGCUACUACUGCUGGUCUCGGUGAGACUGUCACCAGGAAAAUCAACAUUCAUUACCACUGAGAAAAAUUCUCUGAACAUGACCAUGACCAUGACACCUGUUGAGAUAAUGCUGACUACUAAGAAAGAACCAGAAAAGACUCAAACCAUGGCAUACUUCAGUCUAGAACCAACAGCUCCCACAGUCAGCCCAGCCCUAGAAAAGACUCCAGACUGGGCAGAACAGACCUCUGUUAGCACCUCUUUGAAGCUUUUCAUGGAAAUGAAACAUCUUCAGGAACCAACACUUCAUCUCCCGGAGAAGUCUCAAACCACACCAUCCCUCAGUCCUGAACCGGCUUCAUCCACAAUCAGCCCAGCCCAGAUAACAACACCAGACUGGGCAGAAGAGAGCAUUAGCACAUCUGUGAAACUUUCCUUGGAAGUGGAAGAUCUUCAACCAGUAGCUUCCACACUCAUCUCAACUCCAGAUUGGACCACCACCACAUCUUUAAAUCUCUCCUUGACUGAAACACUGAGUGUUCCAGAAGAAAACUCCCCACCAUCUUCAAGAGGGCUGAAUGACAUCACACCGACUCAUGAACCCACGCUGGCUUCCAAACCACAAUUACAGUCAACCCUGCUCAGAAGUUUUCAACAUCCAGCAAUUCAGCAGGCCUUUCUGCAGCCUAGAAGCAUAAAGCCCAGCGUUCAACUCCAGCUGAAAAGUGUCACCAUGCCUUUCUACAGAAGUGUGCAGCAGGGUCAGUACUGUGGGGACAAGGAGGUUGUGAAGGGUGGCACCAUCCAGUGGCCAGAGGAGAGGAGUUCAGGGAGUGUGCUGAAGUACAUCUGCCCUGUUGGUACCUAUGCUUACCCUGUCAACUGGAGGGUAUGUGUUCGAGGAAGGUGGACCUUGCUGAGGAAUGCAUACGGAGACAGCGCCACUGUGGUUACCUGUAAACCGGUGACGUGUGUCAGUCCCCGUGCUCCUGAGUUCGGCGCCCUUACCCCACAUCAACGUGUCUUCGGAUGGAAUGACACCAUUCACUUCUCCUGUUACUCUGGCUUUGUGCUCCUGGGAUCAGCACAAAGUACCUGUCAAGUCAAUGGUCGCUGGAGUGGAAAACUGCCGGUCUGUGAUCGCAAAGAUAAUUUUUGCUCCAAUCCUGGAGUCCCGUUUGGUGGCUCAAGAUCUGGAGACUUCUUCGACGAGGGCUCUGUGGUGAAGUACACCUGCGACAGCAGGCUGGUCCUACGAGGCUCCUCAGAGCGCAAGUGUCUGUCAAGUGGCGUGUGGUCUGGAGAGGAACCACAAUGUCAGAGCAGGUAUACAUUUGACAAUGUAGAGGACUUGACGAAAGAAAUACAAAUGGUCAGAUCCCAGAUCUUCAAGUCAGGUGAGUUCUCUUCUCUGGCCACUUCACUUAUUAUAAAGCGGCAGGUUACAGUCCAGAGUUCAAGACAGUUUAACAGUAGCUGGGGCGUUCACUGGCUGACAACCAUAUUAAAAUGUGGACUCUACCAAAUGGACCAAAGUACAUAAAAACAAACAAACAAA